Exophiala oligosperma is the source of this 360-nucleotide messenger RNA. RefSeq lists its product as uncharacterized. The coding region runs from base 1 to 360 and encodes 119 amino acids. The transcript has a single exon. The record is from RefSeq and is a predicted model, not a curated record. NCBI's taxonomy places the organism in Eukaryota, Fungi, Ascomycota, Eurotiomycetes, Chaetothyriales, Herpotrichiellaceae.
AUGCCACCGACACAGGCCGGGGAGGAAGACCUGACCCCCAGUUCCGACACGGCGCGCGAUCCGGUCUCGACAUCGAGUCCGACAAAUUCCAUGUCAAAGCCAGUCACCCCGGCGUCCGGGUCAAAGAGGAGCCUAGCCAUCGAGAUCAAGGAUGACCUUGAUGUGGUGACGGCGCCGCCUCGCAAGAGGUUACAAUCCUCCCACGUUGGCGAGGGUCGUUACGGCAGAGGAUCCAAUACUCAAUGCUUGAAUCAGCCACGCAAUCUGCCGAUGGAGCCGAGAUCGAUGCAAACGAUUCGCUAUUCGAUACAUCCACAGACACCCUGGAACACACCAAAGAUUGGUGGGCAUGCAGAAUAA